GGGUAUCUGCUUAGGAGAGACUGAGCAGAGGCGGGAAAUGGCGCCUGGUAACAGCGGUGUGUCAUCCGAAGACGGUGCUUGAGCGGUAGAUACGCGGACAAACUACAAGCUAAUUGCAAAAAAAAAACAACUAGUGCCUGUGUUGCGAUGGUUUAUCUGCCUUGAAUCGUUAUCUGUACUACAUGCCGCGGGUCACAUUCAACCUUUCAUGUGACUGCUGAAACGAUGAAGCUGAGAAUGCGUAAGGCGUCUCAGCAGCCGAGCCCAACUCUGGCAAGCCGCUCGUCCCGAACCAAGAGGAGGCAUUCAGAAGUUGAAGAUGACCCACCUACCACAAAACGAAGUGGAUUGUUUUCCACCAUCAAGAAGUUUAUAAGAGGAAAUACUGUCAAGAUACAGCAGGAAUGCCCAGCCAAGAAAACUCGCUUCCACUGUGAUGUGGACAACAACCUCAUCACAUCAUCCCCUUCGAUCACCAACACACCCCGGAGGACGGUUAGCAGAGUAGGAAAGAAAGGCUCUGUCAAUGGAUAUGCAACCAACCACGACAGGAGUAAGAAGCCCAAUGGUAGUUUGGAGGAAGCAUCUGCUGUUGAAGUGACUGCCAGCCCCCCAAGAACAACCCUGCUUGGCACCAUCUUUUCCCCUGUUUUCAACUUCUUUUCCCCAGCUAAAAAUGCCUCCUCAGGCUCCGACUCCCCUGAUCAAGCGCUGGAGGCGGAAGAAAUAGUCAAGCAGCUGGAUAUGGAGGAAGUGGUGGAGAUGCCCAGCAGCACAGUUACACAGGAUGUGUGUGCCACCACUCACUUCUAUUCCAGCGUCUCACACCUGCCAUCUUUACGGCCUCCCCACAUGCUGGAGGCAUCUCCCACCAUAGAUGAAGCAGAGCUUGAAGCUGAUGCUGACCUUCCCCCUCUCACAGCUCCAGGUGCCAGUCCUGAAAUGACGUACGUGGAUGUCCCUCCCCCUGCGGUCCCACCAGAGGUUUCCUAUGAGGAAGACUGGGAAGUCUUUGACCCGUAUUUCUUCAUCAAGCAUGUCCCUCCACUGACGGAAGAGCAGCUGACACGUAAGCCAGCAUUGCCACUGAAGACGCGCAGCACGCCGGAGUUCUCUUUGGUCCUCGACCUGGAUGAAACGCUGGUUCACUGCAGCCUGAACGAGCUGGAGGACGCAGCUCUGACCUUCCCUGUCCUCUUCCAAGAUGUCAUUUAUCAGGUGUAUGUGCGUCUGCGACCGUUCUUUAGGGAGUUUCUGGAGCGCAUGUCUCAGAUCUACGAGAUUAUUCUUUUUACAGCCUCUAAAAAGGUGUAUGCAGACAAACUGCUCAACAUCUUGGAUCCUAAAAAGCAGCUAGUAAGACACAGGUUAUUUCGUGAGCAUUGUGUCUGCGUCCAGGGAAAUUACAUCAAGGACCUCAACAUCUUAGGCAGAGAUCUGUCAAAGACCAUCAUUAUUGACAAUUCACCGCAAGCCUUUGCAUAUCAGUUGUCCAAUGGGAUUCCCAUAGAGAGCUGGUUCAUGGAUAAGAAUGACAACGAGCUGCUGAAACUCGUGCCCUUCCUGGAGAAGUUAGUUGAGAUGAAUGAGGACGUGCGACCACACGUUCGGGAGAAGUUCCGCCUUCAUGACCUUUUACCUCCAGAUUGAACUCUACUCGAUGGCUCUAGCAAUGGGACAGCAGGAAGACUGAAAACAUGCUUGUAAAAAGCCUCUUUGGAUUACAAACUACAACAUUGCCAUUACUUUUAAAAAAUCUGCCUUUUCUUUUCUUCUUUGUUUUUAUUUUUUAAAUCCACAGUUGCUUUAAGAAAAAAAAAAGAACUUUUAAAGGAAGCAUUUGUAAAGAUCGGGCUGUCAUUUUUUAAAAGAAUUUUAAAUGUAAGCGUACUAAAAGAACUGGACCCAGCUAGAGCCCCCGUGUUUUUGAGUGACUGCUGUGGAGCCAGACACCAGCUCCACACUAAAUUCUAAGUCUUUGGUGCUGGUGUUUUACCUACGAAAGAUUCUGACAGCCUCCACACCCGAGCCCAUCCCCCGGUGCUGACUCUGUGAAUAGUGACGGACAUAGACACUAUAUGGAUACCGAAGACAGAAGGUUUCCUGGAAGCGACUGACCUGUAACUCUGUGGUGUGGAUGUUUGACUCCCUGACAUGACCACAUUGAAAUGCUUAGGUAAGCCUACGAUCUGUAGCUGUUGAAAACAUAUGCAUUCCUCUGUAGCUCUGUCAAGUUUCUAACGUUGGUUCCUUCUGGUUAAACUGGUCUUUUGAAAAAAAAAAGUGUGAGGAUGGAAGGAAAAAAAAAAGGCAUAAAAAAUGAUGUUUCAAAGGUGUUUUCCAAACGUUUGUAAAAUGUAUUUUAAGAAGGGUUGUGUGAGUUAUGUUGUAGUUUUCCUUUUUUUCGUUUUUAAAGGAACAUGACUCAUCACAGUCCAACGCAUUCUCAAAUCAAGCCAAAUGAAAACCGGAUAUUUGAGUAAAAGGAGUUAUUCUAACGGAGCGUUGAAUCGGCGUGUUUCCUUCUUUGUGCACACAAUCAUUCUUGAGUAUCUUACCUGUAAAUCUGACAUAGUGUUAUGGUUAGAGGGCAUUCAUUUUCAAAGUGACGUGUCAACAUCCUUUUCUUUUUUAAAUAGUAUUUUAUUUGUCGUCUGUAAUCAGUAUCCUUCUCCUUAUCAAGUAUUCUUGCUAAAGUGGCUGAGUUUUAUUUUGAAGUUGUACUGUGUACUUUGAUGGAUGUACGAGUAGCAUCAUGAUUUAUGUAGCACAUUUCUGGCAGUCUGUAAUAACGUUUACCUUUUAGACAUUGACGGCCAGAUUCCAUAAGAGACGCGUCUGGCACCAGCAGCUUUUCAGUUUCUGCUUUCUCUCUGACAUUCUUUGAGUUAUUACAAAAGAAUGGAAUGGUUUUACCCCUCAAGAUGUUUUUAUUUUUUCUCUCCUCUUGUUCUGUUUUUAUGCUCAAUUUUAACUCAUGAGUAGCAGAUAUCUUGAUGUGCUGGUGGGGCCCGUGAAGCCAGAAUUUGGGCAAUCAGGACAUAAGAAUGAUCUUUCCUGUUAGGUUGUCAGCACUCCAACCCUGGAGAGUCGGCUUCUAUUGCUGGUUAGUUUGGAGCCCUUUUGAGUUGGAUCAAAGUGCAUUUUUGGGUCAAAGUAAAUGUGUUUGGGUUGGUUGUACGAUGCUGAAAAUAACUUUGUUAUGGACUUGUUCGCUUUACAAGACAAUUUGAUAGUGACAAUCAUAAAUUGGAAAAUCUACACUUUUUAAAGUUGUCACUCCCACGUCCUCCCUUUUAUUCAUUGGUUUGCCAUGAUUCCAUGAAGUUUUGGUAAAGGCUUCUUCCUGCGUUGCCCAAACAAUUCUUAUUUGUCAUUAGCACAGUAUCCGCUUAGACAAAGGUUCUCUAUUCCGUUCUCAUCUGUAUUUCCGGUUGCGAGGAGCUGUUUCAUAAGUUAGAUUUUUGAAGAAGAAAAAAACCAAUUUAAAAAAUGGCAAUGACUUAUGGGCACAAUUAUAUUUGCUCACGUGGAAUGUUUUUAAUAAAAAAAAAGAAAAAAAAACCUCUUCUGACUAUGAAUGUAAAUUGUACUUGGGGUGAAGCGCAAGUGUCUUUGCAAAUUAUAAAGCUCUCCUGUCAGCGCAGUCUUUUUGUCCUUCCAUAUUUAAUUUCCCCCCUCCAGGAAAGUUUUACAUAUUCUUCAUCCAGUUCAUUUUAAUGUGCAUUACAAGUUUAUUGUACAUUAAGAAUUGUACAAUACAAGCAGCUCCUUGUUUAAAAAAAUCCUUUAAGAUAAGGAAAAUCUUCCUAAUUUUUUUUUUCUUCAAAAGGCAUGACAUAUCUACUUUAAAUGUAUUAACGAAGAUUUGUUUUGUUUUUUUCCCUUGAGAAUAUUUGUAUGUUUAGCUCAGUGUCACUGAACUGUUAGACGUAGCAUGUAGACAAUACGGCUUGCUUUGUUGGAAAGUCGUGAAUUCAAUUUCAGUCAUGGCGCUUCUUCUGCAGAAAAGGGGCGCUCGUGCUAAAGAUUUUCCUUUUAUUUUAAUACUCUGAAGUCUUUUUAUCUGCAAGACUCGCUAUCUGUGCUCAAGAUGUAUUUAAAAAAAUGUUUUAAGACAUCUUUGUUAUCUGUUAGGCUGUAUGCUCUUGUAUAGUGUGUAUAUAUAUAGUUACAAUGAAUUUCUGAAACAAAGUUUUAAAGUAAAAAAAAAAAUCCUGUUCUGCA
Molecule: messenger RNA, 4227 nt
Organism: Oryzias latipes (Japanese medaka)
Lineage: Eukaryota; Metazoa; Chordata; Actinopteri; Beloniformes; Adrianichthyidae
Gene: ctdspl2b
Product: CTD (carboxy-terminal domain, RNA polymerase II, polypeptide A) small phosphatase like 2b
Molecular function (GO): phosphatase activity
Source: RefSeq, a predicted model, not a curated record